Anoplophora glabripennis (Asian longhorned beetle) is the source of this 869-nucleotide messenger RNA. RefSeq names its product retina and anterior neural fold homeobox protein 2-like. The record is from RefSeq and is a predicted model, not a curated record. The transcript is spliced from 3 exons. Gene Ontology annotation, molecular function: DNA-binding transcription factor activity, RNA polymerase II-specific; RNA polymerase II transcription regulatory region sequence-specific DNA binding. The coding region runs from base 1 to 783 and encodes 260 amino acids. NCBI's taxonomy places the organism in Eukaryota, Metazoa, Arthropoda, Insecta, Coleoptera, Cerambycidae. Gene Ontology annotation, biological process: regulation of transcription by RNA polymerase II.
AUGUCUCAGCCGCAAGUCACCUCCGAAGAAGUCAAGCCACGUGCGGUGUAUAGUAUUGACCAAAUUCUGGGAGUAAACAGUAGUUCUUCCUGCUCCUCCAAAAGUGUUGAGGAGUCCGACGCCAUGAAAGGGGACGUCGCUAGCGAGGGCGAGAUGGCAGACGAGAGUCUGGAGGACCUGGGGGACUCGAGGCCGAGGAAGAUAAGACGGUCGAGGACGACGUUCACUACGUACCAGUUACACCAGCUAGAGAGGGCCUUCGAGAAGACCCAGUAUCCCGACGUCUUCACCAGGGAAGAGCUGGCCAUGAGACUGGACCUCAGCGAAGCCAGAGUACAGGUCUGGUUCCAAAACCGCAGGGCCAAAUGGCGCAAACGCGAGAAAGCCAUGGGACGAGAAGCAGUGCCCUUCAUGCACCCAGGGGACCAACCCGGCAUGGCAGAGUUUCCACUGCACGGAGCAAUCGGCCUACCGCCCUUACCCAACGAACACUUCUGGCCGACUCUACCCUACCCUCCCAUGCUGAACCCAGCGCACCUGGCCAUGUGCUGGCCUCCGAAGAACCCUUUCCAAGCGAUACUCUCGCAGUACUUCAUAUCCGGAGCCGCGCCGCAACUCAAUCUUCUCGGGGGACACUUGCCAGAAGAGAGAUCAGGGAGUUCAAGUCCUGAAACCGCCAGUCCCUCGCAGCUGUCGCCAGCGACUCUGGAAGCGCUCAGGAUAAGGACUCAGGAGAUGUUGCUGCCUUCUGGAUCGCAGCAGAAGCUGCACGCCAAUUCCUAAGUUUGUUUGUAAAUAGGACGUUUUUUUUUUUGUAAAUAUUGUUUAUUUAUUUGUAAAUAGUGGUUACGUUUUUUGUACAUAGCGAU